UAGCAUCCUGCACUGAGUCAUUGUGGUUAGUAAACUCCACUUCAAAUUACACACUUCCAUUCACCAUUUUCAAACUCCUACCAUGGCAGCAGAACUUGUCGGUGGUGCUCUUCUUUCCGCUUUUCUUCAGGUUGCAUUCGACAGGCUGGCUUCUCCUCAAUUCCUAGACUUCUUUCGUGGAAGAAAACUUGAUGAGAAGCUGCUCGGCAACUUGAACAUCAUGCUGCACUCCAUCAAUGCUCUCGCUCAUGAUGCAGAACUGAAGCAGUUCACAGAUCCACACGUUAAAGCAUGGCUUUUUUCUGUCAAAGAGGCUGUCUUUGAUGCAGAGGAUCUCCUGGGUGAAAUAGAUUAUGAACUCACCAGAUCCCAAGUGGAAGCUCAAUCCGAACCUCAAACCUUUACUUACAAGGUAUCAAAUUUCUUCAACUCUACUUUCAAUUCGUUUAACAAGAAAAUUGAAUCAGAGAUGAAAGAAGUCCUACAAAAACUAGAAUAUCUUGCAAAGCAAAAGGGUGCUCUUGGUUUGAAAGAGGGUACUUAUUAUGGUGAUAGAUCAGCUGGAAAAGUGUCACAGAAAUUGCCAUCAUCUUCUUUGGUGGUUGAAAGCGUUAUUUAUGGGAGAGAUGCAGACAAAGAAAAGAUCUUUAAUUGGCUCACAUCUGAAACCGACACUCAUAACCAUCCAUCAAUACUUUCCAUUGUGGGAAUGGGUGGGUUGGGUAAGACCUCACUCGCCCAACAUGUAUACAAUGACCCAAAGAUUGAGGAGGCUCAAUUUGAUAUCAAAGCUUGGGUUUGUAUUUCUGAUCAUUUUGAUGUUUUGACAGUGACAAAAACAAUUCUUGAGGCAAUCACUAAAUCUAAAGAUGAUAGCGGAGACCUAGAAAUGGUUCAUGGGAGAUUGAAAGAAAAAAUAUCAGGAAGGAAAUUUCUUCUUGUUUUGGAUGAUGUUUGGAACGAAAGACAAGAAGAAUGGGAAGCUGUGCGAACUCCUCUUAGCUAUGGGGCUCCAGGAAGUAGAAUUCUUGUCACAACACGUAUUGAGAAAGUAGCUUCUAACAUGAGAUCUGAAGUGCAUCACCUAAAGCAAUUAGAAGAGGAUGAAUGCUGGAAAGUUUUUGAGAAACAAGCACUAAAAGAUGAUGAUCUUCGAUUGAAUGGUGAAAAAAAGGAGAUCGGUAGAAGGAUAGUUGAAAAGUGCAAAGGAUUACCACUUGCUUUGAAAACAAUUGGAAGUCUUCUCCGAACAAAGUCAUCAAGCUCAUAUUGGAAAAGCGUAUUGGAAAGCGACAUAUGGCAGUUACCAAAAGAAGUUGAAAUUAUCCCUGCUCUACUACUGAGUUAUCAGCACCUUCCUUCUCAUCUGAAGAGGUGCUUUGCUUAUUGUGCAUUAUUUCCAAAAGAUUAUGAAUUUGACAAGAAGGAAUUAAUUUUGUUAUGGAUGGCUGAAGGUUUUCUUCAUCAUUCUAAACAGAUAAAGAAUGUAGAAGAGAUUGGUGAACAAUAUUUCGACGACCUAUUAACGAGGUCUUUCUUUCUUCAAUCAAGCCUUGAAAUGCGACACAAGAAUGUACAAGAAAUUGGUGAACAAUGUUUCUACGAUCUAUUAACGAGGUCCUUCGAUCUUGAAUCAAGCUUUGAAAUGCGAUUCGUCAUGCAUGACCUUCUGAAUGAUUUGGCAAAAUAUGUUUGUGCAGACUUUUGUUUCAGGUUAAAAUUCGAUAAAGGAAGCUGUAUACCCAAUACAACCCGUCAUUUUUCAUUUUCACUCGAUGACGUAGAAUAUUUUGAUGGUUUAGGGAGUUUAACAGAUGCUGAAAGACUGCGUUCAUUUCAUUCAAUUACAAAUAACUGUGGCUAUGAAUUCAAUCCUUGUCAAUUCAAUAUUUUGGUGCAUGAAUUGUUCUCCAAGUUCAAGUUUUUACGUGUCUUAUCUUUGAAUGGAUAUUCUGAGCUUAGUGAGGUCCAUGAUUCUGUUGGUGAUCUUAAACAUCUCCAUUCGAUAGACCUUUCAUAUACUCGUAUACAGAAUCUACCUAACUCAAUAGGUUUCCUCUAUAACUUGCUAGUACUGAAGUUGAACUUUUGUUCAUUUCUGGAGGAAUUACCUUCAAAUUUGCAUAAGCUCACCAAGUUGCAUUGUCUGGAAUUUGAACAUACAAAAGUGACAAAGAUGCCAAUGCAUUUUGGAGAGUUGAAGAAUCUUCAAGUACUGAGUACGUUUUUUGUUAAUAGAAAUAAUGAGGUCAUCAGUAUCAAACAACUAGGAGGACUCAAUCUUCAUGGAAGGCUAUCAAUUAAUGAGCUGCAAAAUAUUUCAAAUCCUUUGGAUGCAUUAGAAGCAAAUUUGAAAAAUAAGCCCCUUGUGCAGCUAAAGUUAAUAUGGAAUGGGAAUCACAUCCCUGAUGAUCCAAGGAAAGAGAAGAAAGUGCUUGAGAAUCUACAACCUUCUAAUCAGUUGGAGCAUUUUUCAAUCUAUAACUAUGGUGGUACACAAUUCCCAGGUUGGGUAUUCGAUAAUUCAUUAUCAAAUUUGGUGUCCUUAUGGUUGGCUGACUGUAAAUAUUGCCUAUGUUUGCCUCCCUUUGGACUUUUGUCAUCUCUAAGGAUUCUACAGAUUAUAGGGUUUGAUGGAAUAGUGAGCAUUGGUGCUGAAUUUUGUGGGAGCACCUCUUCUUCAUUCAAGUCGUUGAAAAUAUUGGAAUUCUACAACAUGAAGGAAUGGGAAGAAUGGGAAUGUAAAACUACUUCUUUUCCACUUCUUCAACAUCUUUCUAUCCAUAAUUGUCCGAAACUGAAAAGUCUGCCAGAGCAACUUCUUCAUUUAAAGAAUCUAGAUAUUAAUAGGUGUGAUAAGCUCGUAAUUAGCGUAAACAGCAUGUUCAUAUCCUCGCUUCAACUCUGGAGUAUUAUUUUAUGCCCACUUGUGGAAAUUCCUAUGACCCAUUACGAUUGUAUUGAAGCAAUGGAGAUUAAUAAUGACUGCGUCUCUUCCACCAUCUUUCCGCUAGAUUGCUUUCCAAAGCUCCAUUUACUUCAAUUGAGUUGGUGCCAUAACCUCAGAAGAGUUUCACAGGGACACACUCAUAAUCAUCUCAAAGUACUAAGAAUUAGUGAAUGUAGUCAAUUUGAAUCAUUUCCAAGUGAAGGAUUAUCUGCACCAUGGCUACAAAUAAUUUCAAUUCGAGAAGCGGAGAAUUUGAAGUUAUUGCCAAAGCACAUGCAAAUCCUGCUUCCAUCUCUUACUGAACUGGAGAUAAUUGAUUGUCCUAAAGUGGAGAAGUUCCCAGAAGGAGGUUUGCCAUCAAACAUAAAACGCAUGUCUCUUUCAAGUUUAAAACUUAUCGCCUCCCUGAGAGACACCUUGGAUGUCAACACAUGUCUUGAAAGCUUGACUAUUGAAAAGUUGGAGGUGGAGUCUUUUCCCGGUGAGGUUUUGCUGCCACGCUCUCUCACCUCUCUAAGAUUCCUAUUUUGCCUAAAUCUUAAAAAGAUUGACUACAGGGGUCUAUGCAACGUCUCCUCUUUCACACAUUAUGGAUGCCCCAAUCUUCAUCCAAGAAAAUUUCUAAUUUCUUAGUUACAAAUAUUUCACUCUGUUACUAAACAACAGAUGCCCAAAGUUUUAAAGGAGAUGGUGA
Molecule: messenger RNA, 3644 nt
Organism: Vigna umbellata (rice bean)
Lineage: Eukaryota; Viridiplantae; Streptophyta; Magnoliopsida; Fabales; Fabaceae
Source: RefSeq, a predicted model, not a curated record